Molecule: messenger RNA, 1309 nt
Organism: Thamnophis sirtalis
Lineage: Eukaryota; Metazoa; Chordata; Lepidosauria; Squamata; Natricidae
Source: RefSeq, a predicted model, not a curated record
UAACCAGCCAUCUGUGUCGCGAGACCCCCCUCAGGUGCAGCUUUGAUGACCCCAGGAAUGUUUUCUGCUUCGUUUCAGGGAAGGAGUUUCAAGGCAGCAAACUCAAGGUCUCCAUGACUCGGAAGAAGCUGCCUCUGAACAGCAUGCGGGGAGGCAUGUUGCCCCGGGAACCUCGCGGUAUGCCUCCCCCUCUCCGUGGAGGUCCAGGAGGCCCAGGGGGACCUGGUGGACCAAUGGGUCGUAUGGGCAGCCGAGGUGGUGACCGGGGCGGUGGCUUUGCCCCAAGAGGGCCCCGAGGAUCCCGAGGAAACCCUUCUGGGGGUGGAAACGUCCAGCACCGAGCUGGAGACUGGCAGUGCCCGAAUCCGGGCUGUGGAAACCAGAACUUUGCUUGGAGAACAGAGUGUAACCAGUGCAAGGCUCCGAAGCCAGAGGGGUUCCUCCCGCCGCCCUUCCCUCCCCCAGGUCCCGGAUUCUUGCUUGGGAAGCCGCUGCCACUUAGAGGGCUCAUAUACGGGACCAAUAGUGGUGGUGAUCGCGGCAGGGGCGGCCCCAGCGGCAUGAGAGGAGGCCGAGGAGGGCUGAUGGACCGCGGCGGCCCCGGAGGGAUGUUUCGCGGCGGCCGUGGUGGAGACCGAGGCGGGUUCCGAGGAGGCCGUGGCAUGGACCGAGGGGGCUUCGGAGGGGGCCGGAGAGGAGGCCCCGGGGGCCCGCCUGGACCUCUAAUGGAGCAGCUAGGAGGCCGAGGCAGCAGGCGCGGAGGACCCGGGAAGAUGGACAAGGGGGAGCACCGCCAGGACCGCAGAGACCGGCCCUAUUAGCGGCCCGUGGCCUCCCCUCCUUUUUUUCCUGCUGGACUGCAUUUACUACCAGAUUUAUUUUUUAAACCAGAAAAAUGUUUUAAAUUUAUAAUUCCAUAUUUAUAAUGUUGGCUCCAACAUUAUGAUGAUUCCUUGUCUGUACUUAGUAUUUUUCACCGUUUGUGGAGAAACAUUAAAACAAAAGUUAAAUGGUAGCGUGCCGAGUUCUUCUUUAUUCUUUUUUUCCCUCCCUUUAAAAAAAAAUAAAAUCCACAACAAAAACGAGAAACAUGGUUGUUUAAUUAAAAACUGGUUUUUGUUCUCUUUUUUUUCUUCUUUUCUUUUUCAAAAAAAAAAAAAGCAACUUUGUCGUGAGCAUGCCCGGUAAAAUUGUGAUUUGAAGAGGUCAGGAGGAUGGCAAAAUUUCAUGUAACAAAAUGUUCGUGGUUGUGUGAUGUUUUUUCUUUUUCUUUUUUUUAAAUAAACUUCCAAAUGUUUGUAAAACGCAA